AUGGACAGAAGGAAUAUAUGCGAAAGUCGUAAGUUCAUAGGAAAUUUGAUUGGAGGAUUGGUAAGCAGUGAUGAUAAAAAUCCUAAGGAUGAGGAUUAUGCCUGCUAUGAUUCAAUCCAAAAAAUCAAACUUCUGAAGAAGCAGAAUAAGAUAAUUCAAAAGCAAAGAAUGAAGCUUCGUAAAUUGCUCAGAAACCAGAGACUCUAUGAAACUAUUCAAGAACGCAACGCCCAGCAAUUAGCCCAGGACUCCGCUCAGGAUUCCGCUCAGGACUCCGCUCAGGACUCUGCCCAGGACUCUGCUCAGGACUCUGCUCAGGACUCCACCCAAACUACGAUAAACUUUGGUCAGAUUAGCAAUGUUGGGACUCGUGGUGAUAUUCAAAUUCAUCAAGAAUCGAACCCCACCACGAAUAUCUUCAUUACUCCUCCCAACGCUAGGAUGCAGCCAUGGAAUGCUGAAAACUCUCAAGAUGCAAAGAAGCAACUGGUGAGGUUCAGACACAGCGACUCAUCAAAUUCCUCCAGACCACAGAAGAUACUGGUAGAAGAGGAAAAAGGACAUCCUACUCUGAGCCCGAACAUGGAUCAAUAUGGAGUAGAGGUUGAUGAUAUUCAAUACCAAGAUCUUAUUGGGAGAGUCAGUGAAAGUCUAGAUGAGUUAGGAAGAAUAGGCAAUGAAAGGCAAGAGAAAAUGAUAGAUGUGUUUGUUAAUGCUUUAAUACAAACCAUUGAAAUAUCAAACUUCGUUGAAGACAAAGAAGCAUGGCUUCAAUGCAUGCUGAAUAUCAUCAGCAACAUCUUUGAUGAGCUUCAAAGAAGUGAUAAGAAGCUUCCAGAAUUUUUCAAAACUGAAGAAGCAAACUCUUUGCUAAAAGAGAAGCUUGGUGAUAAAUACAAAGAAGAAAUAAAUAGCUUGAGGAAUAGUACUCCUACAAUUAACAAUGAUGACAGGCUCAGUGUCGACGAAUCCUCGAUUUCUUCUCUUUGCCUGAAUGAUAGCAGAGAAUUAGCCGAGAACUUCGAAGCAAUGUGAAACAUCUCCUCUCAAGAAGAAUUUGUUGAUGAUAAAGAAACAAAAGGAGAUUUAGAAGAAGAGCUCAUAAAAGGUUCAGAAGGUAGGCUCGAAGGUCAGAGUUUCAAACACAACGAUGUUUUGAAGGAGAAAGUUUUAAAUAUUAGAGUAUCCAGAAUAGAUGGUGAAAGCGAGGUCAUAACAGUUUUGUAUUUGAUGGAAGAUGGCCUUUUAGAUAGACAAGACCUACUGCAACAGCUUGAUGAGCAUUGAUCUAUAAGGACCACAACUCAAGUGCUCCAAAUAGACUUCAACGGAUCACUCCAUUAUGAGCUUUUAUCUUUCCUCUCAGGAAGAGAAGAAGGAUUUCCUGUCAAUUUGAUGAUUAACUAUCAGAAAGUAGUUAUAUCUGGAAUAAGAGUAACAGAAGCCGAGCUUGGGCAAUUGAUUGGCUCAUUACCGGCCAUUCAGAUUUUAAUGCUUAAUGAAGUUCGUAUCUCCUCACCUUUGUACGCCUUUAUAAGAGGAGAGUUUCUUCAAAACAUAGCUAUUGAAGGACCAAGAUUUGAAGAACUCAUUGUAAAGGAUAUUUUGUUCGGUACAGAAGGUACUAUUACUAAGAACUUAUCCGAGUUGAAGAGAUUGAUUAAGAAACUCAGAGAUAGUUUGAAAGAUUUAGUUUCAAACAAGAUUACUUUCACGAGCAAAAGUAUCAGCAAAAAGAUAGCCAGAGAUGUAUUCAAUGAAUUGAUUAAAGGAGGUGACAAAGUUCAACAUGAUGAAAGAACUAUCAUCUAUGUACUAAGAGAUGAUACUUCUGAUUACUAAUCUCAGUUAUAUGAUGCUGCUGUUGCAGUUG
Molecule: messenger RNA, 1873 nt
Organism: Moneuplotes crassus
Lineage: Eukaryota; Ciliophora; Spirotrichea; Euplotida; Euplotidae
Source: the annotation of a GenBank genome assembly